UUUGAGCACAACUACAGAGAACACCAACGAACUUCGUAUCAAAAUGCCUCACCGAUCGCAACAACCCCCAAACCCAACCAUCGCUGUCCACCUAGCCCCAGACCCACCCGGCCAGGGACCCCAAAGACCAUUCGGUACUGUGGGCAGCCUCCAUCGAGGUGGACUGAGAACACCACCUCCGCCUGGUGACGAGAGCGACGACCCAAGCGACAAGCAAAGCGACUAUCUCAGUGACAAUCCUGGGGAUGAUUCUAGCGAAAGCAGCUACAGUUCCAACAAUGGUUCUAGCGACAGCCUGACCAUGAUUAUCAGAAGAAGCCGCAUCCCAUCCUCGUAUAAGCCAAGGGCCGAUGGGUACCUCCCCUUCGCGGUCCUUCGACGCCAUAUGACGAAUGACAGGAUUCGGAAAGCGCUGCGAGAGGAAUGUGAAAUCGCCGAAAAGGAACAAGUCGAGCAGUUUUGUGCCCAGAUUGUGCCUGCUGGUUUGGCGAAUAGCCCGAAGCGUUGGUGCGUUGGUGCUCCCGAAUCUGGAGGAAGCCACUUGGGGACCCCCGCCGGAUACUUGACAGUGUUCGCUCUGCUUCUCGAGAUUGAGCGAGGUGAUCUUAUCGGCCACUUCAUCGACCAAGGGUUCUCCGACCACCAGUUGCCCCUGGGCACCAAGUUGGGGCCCAAUCGCUCUGUGCAGCUCGCGGAAAUCAGGAAGCCGGACGCUGUUGCUAAGAGCUGUUGGCUUCGCCACACCGACGUAAAGUCCCUCCGCGAGGAGCAGUGGUCCUUCUUCACUCCAUUCUUUGAGUGUGAGCAGGACGGCACUCCGAAGCACUACGAUCUGCCCACCGAAGCCCAGCUACCUUGGAGACAGACAGGGAAGGACGAUAGGAAGAAAUGGCCAACGAGCGAUGUGGGACACUGUCAGGGUUCAUGGGGCCGCCAAGGGGACCCCGGCGCCGAAGCCCUCGCCGGCGGGUUCGGAACAGUUGAGCUCGUCAUCAUCGACCCAGACUCCCACGGCUUCCACCACCUACUAAAACAGCUUUCACUUCCGAACAAGUGGUUUGCCAUCAAGUCCCUCCUGAAAGCCGACGUAGUAAAAUACAAAAAGGAGAUCGACAACCUCAAGCGAUUUAGCGGCCGCAAUCAUGAGAACCUCGUUACACUCUUGGCGACCUUCACACACAGGGACAAGUUCAAUUUGAUCUUCCCAUGCGCAGACGGCGACCUUGAGCAUUACUGGAGGCGUCUCAGGUCUCCGGCCAAGACUCCGGAGUUCACGCUUUGGAUUUCGGCCCAAAUCCUGGGGUUGACAGGGGCCGUCCAUACCAUCCAUGAGCCUCCAAACGAUUUCCUGGGCGACCCUGAACGAAAGUUCGGGCGCCACGGGGAUCUCAAGCCCGAGAAUAUCCUCUACUACCCCUCGGCCAACGGCGGCAAAGCCCCGGGCAAGCUCAUCAUCACCGACUUCGGCCUUGCAGAUGUGCACCGCGAGCUCAGCAAGUCCGCCGUGCGCAAAAAAGGGCUGGGCUACACGAUGAGCUGGGCCCCUCCCGAGUGCGACAUGAAGGGAAAUAUCAACGCGCUAUGGGACAUAUGGAGCCUGGGCUGCAUAUUUCUUGAGAUGGCAUGCUGGAUGCUAGGCGAUGACAGGAAAACUGGCCAGGAGCGUCGAAAAGAAUUUGCCCGCGCGAGGCGCCAGCUCGACCUCUUCCAAGUCGGGACCCAGCAGUUCUAUUACAUCAAACCGACAGGUAAAGAAGGAGAGUACGGCUUCGGGGUCAAGGAUGGUGUUGUACAGUGCAUUGAGGACAUGCACAAAAACCCAUGCUGCACGCAGUACCUGCACGAACUUCUGGAUCUAGUAUACAACCACAUGCUAGUCGUGCGAUCACCACCAAAAUUCGACCGGAUCAGGUCCAAGGCUCUCUUGACGAAGGUUCAGAGUAUGCACAGAAAAGCCCAGGGGCCAGGCGGAGUUGCGUACCUGACGGAACACAGGCCCUGGGUCAACCCCUGUGUCCAGGAGAGACCGCCAGUACUCGACGCGCUUUAUGAAGAGCUUCAAGCCAUGGUUGAUGAGUCCAAGAAGCCGCUGGCGUCGGGUGCAUCCCAUCCAAUGGGGGACAAGAAUGGGAGCACCGGAGAUAGUAGCGAUGAGGCUGAGCCCACCUCAUGGUAUGCUCAAGGGAGAGCCUGACGGCCCAACUUCGGGUUAGCGUUGUAUUUCUUGUUGUAUUUUCGGAGUUUUGGUGGGUGGUGGAAGACAUUUAUGGGUGCCAGAGUAAGGAGUUCGGUCUAUAUGAACAUAAACGGGAAGAAACCCCGCUAGUAAUGCAGUGUAAAACAUUUCUGCCCCGCCAGCUCCCAAAUGCUAGAAUUGCGGUCACCGAACGA
Messenger RNA from Gaeumannomyces tritici R3-111a-1, 2391 nucleotides. RefSeq names its product serine/threonine protein kinase. NCBI's taxonomy places the organism in Eukaryota, Fungi, Ascomycota, Sordariomycetes, Magnaporthales, Magnaporthaceae. The record is from RefSeq and is a predicted model, not a curated record. Gene Ontology annotation, biological process: peptidyl-threonine phosphorylation; peptidyl-serine phosphorylation. The coding region runs from base 44 to 2194 and encodes 716 amino acids. Gene Ontology annotation, molecular function: ATP binding; protein serine/threonine kinase activity. The transcript is spliced from 3 exons.